Anoplopoma fimbria (sablefish) is the source of this 2624-nucleotide messenger RNA. Its product is annotated as radixin. NCBI's taxonomy places the organism in Eukaryota, Metazoa, Chordata, Actinopteri, Perciformes, Anoplopomatidae. Gene Ontology annotation, biological process: regulation of organelle assembly; regulation of cell shape; positive regulation of protein localization to early endosome. The record is from RefSeq and is a predicted model, not a curated record. Gene Ontology annotation, molecular function: cell adhesion molecule binding; actin binding. The transcript is spliced from 15 exons. Gene Ontology annotation, cellular component: filopodium; plasma membrane; apical part of cell. Bases 152 to 1870 code for a protein of 572 amino acids.
AAAGUAGAGCUGCUGCAGGAGGAGGAGGAGGAGGAGGAGGAGGAGGAGGCAGUGUGGACGCAUCCUCAGAGGCGCUGGUGCCCCGAUAGAGAGAGAGAGGAAGACGGAGGACGACUUCUUUCUGUUUCUUUCGGGCGGAGAGAGGAGGAAGAUGCCCAAACCGAUCAAUGUGCGCGUCACCACCAUGGACGCUGAGCUGGAGUUUGCCAUCCAGCCCAACACGACAGGCAAACAGCUCUUCGACCAGGUGGUGAAGACGGUCGGUCUGAGGGAGGUGUGGUUCUUUGGCCUUCAGUACACCGACAGUAAAGGCUACGUCACGUGGCUGAAACUCAACAAGAAGGUCACCCAGCAGGACGUGAAGAAGGAGAAUCCUCUGCAGUUCAAGUUCAGAGCAAAGUUCUUCCCGGAGGAUGUUUCUGAGGAACUCAUCCAGGAGAUCACGCAGAAACUCUUCUUCCUGCAGGUGAAGGAGGCCAUCCUGAACGAUGAGAACUACUGUCCUCCAGAGACCGCCGUGCUGGUGGCCUCCUACGCCGUCCAGGCCAAAUACGGAGACUACAACAAAGACCUGCACAAACCGGGCUACAUGGCCUCGGACCGGCUGCUGCCACAGCGAGUUCUGGAGCAACACAAGCUGACAAAGGAGCAGUGGGAGGACAGAAUCCAGACGUGGCAUGAGGAGCACAGGAGCAUGCUGAGGGAGGAUGCGAUGAUGGAGUAUCUGAAGAUAGCUCAGGACUUGGAGAUGUACGGAGUCAACUACUUUGAAAUCAAAAACAAGAAGGGCACGGAGCUGUGGCUCGGGGUCGACGCGCUGGGACUGAACAUCUACGAGCACGAGGACAAGUUGUCGCCAAAGAUCGGCUUCCCCUGGAGUGAGAUCAGAAACAUCUCCUUCAACGACAAGAAGUUUGUCAUCAAGCCCAUCGACAAGAAAGCUCCAGACUUCGUGUUCUACGCCCCUCGGUUGCGGAUCAACAAGCGCAUCCUGGCGCUGUGCAUGGGAAACCACGAGCUGUACAUGAGGAGGAGGAAGCCCGACACCAUCGAGGUGCAGCAGAUGAAGGCUCAGGCCAGAGAGGAGAAGCACCACAAACAGAUGGAGAGAGCGCAGCUGGAGAACGAGAAGAAGAAGCGCGAGCAUGCGGAGAAAGAGAAGGAGAGGAUAGAGAGGGAGAAGGACGAGCUGAUGGAGAGACUGAGGCAGAUCGAGAUGCAGACGCAGAGAGCUCAGAAAGAGCUGGAGGAGCAGACCCGCAGGGCGUUGGAGCUGGAGCAGGAGAGGAAGCGGGCGAAGGAGGAGGCGGAGCGUCUGGAGAGGGAGAGGCAGGCGGCGGAGGAGGCCAAGGCGACGCUGGCUCAGCAGGCCGCCGACCAGAUGAAGAACCAGGAGCAACUGGCUGCUGAGUUAGCGGAGUUCACUGCCAAAAUCACUCUGCUGGAGGAGGCCAAGAGGAAAAAAGAAGACGAAGCGACAGAGUGGCAACACAAAGCUUUGUCUGCACAAGACGACCUUGAGAAGACCCGGGAGGAGCUGAAGACGGCCAUGACGUCUCCGCCGGCGCCGGAACACGACGAGGAGGACGAAACGAACGCCGAGGCGAGCGCCGAGCUCCUCAGCGACGGCGUCAGCAGCCAACGCAGUGAAGAGGAGCGCAUCACGGAGGCGCAGAAGAAUGAACGUGUCAAGAAACAGCUACAGGCGUUGAGUUCAGAGUUGGCCGAAGCCCGAGACGACACCAAGAAAACCCAGAACGACAUGCUGCACGCCGAGAAUGUCCGGGCGGGCAGAGACAAGUACAAAACCCUGCGCCAGAUCCGCCAGGGCAACACCAAGCAGCGCAUCGACGAGUUUGAGUCCAUGUGAGACCGGAGAGGACGGUCGGACGCAACGUCGAAAAAAAGAGACAGUUGGUCUCGUUGCCAUGUCAACGCCUCACUUAACCCUGUAAAGCCCGAAAACCCUGCUGCCGACCCAGGAGCUCCUGCUUUUGUCUUUCUAUCCAGGAGAACGACCGGCUAACGGGCUACGUAGCUUCAGCCUCGCCAAAGCUCUGCCUAGCAACGGGUUGGCCAAUCACACUGCUACCCGCUUUUAGAGCUCCGCCCCCCAAAACCCCAACGAAGCACAUGUCCUUUUAAUCUGACGGAAAAAAUAGCAAGCUGCAUUUCCUGUCAUCAACCUGGACUUCUCCCUUCUAAAGUACUGACUGUUUUAACGCUUGCAUGUACGAUAAUUAAACGACAGGACCGACAAAACGAGAGAAAUGGUUGAUGAUGCUUUUUACUCAACAAAAUGAAACGGCCGUUUGUAGCUUGUUGAUGUUGCCGGCACGCUUUAAUACCUGUAUCUUACUUUUACGUCUUAUGUCAUAAGUUGAACAAUUUAAAUAAUUUGUUUAAAAAAAACACAAACGCCUUAUUUGUCUCAUUUCCCCCCCCCCCCCUCACCCAGUGUUACUUUUUGUGAUUUUGUGUUUGGGAAAAGUUGGCCUGUUAAGUUCUCUCAGUGUCUUUGAUCCUUUAAAGUUGCAUCAGCUAACUUCUAUAACCUUGAUUGGCUGUCAGUUCACUCUGAGAGCAAAACAGAUAUGCAAACUAUGCAAUAAAGAUUCAUUUAU